Pichia membranifaciens NRRL Y-2026 is the source of this 3089-nucleotide messenger RNA. RefSeq lists its product as hypothetical. Gene Ontology annotation, molecular function: nuclear export signal receptor activity; small GTPase binding. Gene Ontology annotation, cellular component: nuclear envelope; cytosol. The transcript has a single exon. NCBI's taxonomy places the organism in Eukaryota, Fungi, Ascomycota, Pichiomycetes, Pichiales, Pichiaceae. The record is from RefSeq and is a predicted model, not a curated record. The coding region runs from base 50 to 2968 and encodes 972 amino acids. Gene Ontology annotation, biological process: protein export from nucleus; protein import into nucleus.
CCUCUUAUCUCUUUCCUGACCACGACAAACCGUCUCAUUGAAAAAUACAAUGGCAGAGUUGCAGACAGUAGUGCAGGUGCUUGAACGCUCUCUUGAUCCACGCAGCGCAAAAGAAGCUGGAGGUGUGUUGAAGGGCAUGGAAACCGAGAUUGGGUUUCCUAUUACGUUGUUACACGUAGUAGCCAGCGACAACACACCUUUGGCAAUCCGCUUAGCAGGUGCGUUGUACUUCAAGAACCUUGUGAAGCGGAAGUGGAUCGAUGAAAAUGGACAGUACCAGAUCUCUAAGCAGGAUAUCGACAUGAUCAAAGCUGAGAUUGUCCAACUAAUGAUCGUGUUGCCAGAUUCGCUACAGAUUCAAAUCGGAGAAGCCAUCAGCUUGAUUGCAGAGAGUGAGUUCCCGAAUCUCUGGGGGAACUUGAUUGAUGAGUUGGUGUCGAAACUUACCUUGGAAGACCUUGUUGUGAACAAGGGUGUUUUGAAAGUUGCACACUCGAUUUUCAAGAGAUGGAGACCCUUGUUCAGAUCGGACGAGCUCUUCUUAGAGAUCAAGAUGGUUUUAGAUAAGUUUGUCAUCCCAUUCAUGGAAAUGUUGAAAAGUAUUGACUUUCUUAUUGACCAAAACUUACAAGAUGGUGCAAAAUUGAAAUUAUUGUUUGAAAACUUACUACUUAUGGUGAAAAUCUACUACGAUUUGAACUGUCAGGAUAUCCCUGAAUUUUUUGAAGACCAUAUUAGCGAAGGUAUGACGAUACUUUUAAAAUAUUUGAAGUUCCACAGUAGCUUGUUAGAAGACAGUGACGAGGAUGACGAAAUGGAUUUAGUAAUCUUGGUUAAAGUUAACAUUUGUGAUCUUAUUCAGUUAUAUACCACAAGAUAUGAAGAAGAAUUCAAGAAAUAUAUUGAGCUUUCAAUUCAGAUCAUUUGGGAUUUGUUGAACAACAUCUCAAUCCAAAAGAAAAAUGAUAUAUUAGUCUCAAAAGCAUUGCAAUAUAUGACCUGCGUUGUCAAUCUUUCCAACUACAAUGCCUUGUUCAGCAAUGAGGACGCUGUCAACCAAAUCACAGAAAAGAUAAUUUUGCCUAAUAUCACAUUGAGAGACAGCGACUUAGAAAUUUUUGAAGAUGACCCUAUUGAAUAUACCAGAAGAGACUUAGAAGGCUCCGAUGUUGACAGUCGUAGAAGAUCUGCCACGGAGUUUUUGCGUUCUCUCAAAGAAAAUAAUGAAAAUCUAGUCACUGCUAUUAUGAUGGAAUAUAUCAACCACUAUUUGAAAAGUUAUUCCGAAGACCCAAGUGGCAACUGGAAACUAAAGGAUAUAGCCAUCUACUUAUUCUGUGCAAUAGCAUCCAAAGGAUCGAUUACCAACUCCGGAAUAACAAGUACCAAUCUUUUAGUUGAUGUAAUCAAAUUUUUUACCGAGUUUAUCUACCCAGAUUUAGUUGGACAAGUUGCAAAUCCUAUUUUGAAGGUGGAUUCCAUUAAAUAUAUAUACAUUUUCAGAAACCAGCUAACAAAGGAACAGUUGAUUGAGACAUUACCAUUAUUGACGAGUAAUUUCAACGAUGGUAACUACGUUGUUUAUACCUACACUUCGGUCACGAUCGAAAAAAUACUCUCUUUAAGAAAUCCAUCCAACCAUCAAGAAAUGCUCUUUAGCAAAAAUGAUUUGAGUGUUGCUGUUCUGAAUGAUUUGUUGAUGAACCUUUUCAAACUUAUUUUCAAGAUGGGCACUACUCCUGAGAAAUUAUCGGAAAAUGAAUUUUUAAUGAAGUGUAUCAUGAGAAUUUUGCUGAUCAGUGAAGAUUCUCUUACAUCUACCGUUGUCCAAGUUUUACAAGAAUUAACCAAGAUUGUCGAGACCAUAUCCAAAAACCCAUCCAAUCCUAAAUUUUCACAUUACACUUUCGAGUCAAUCUGUAUAAUCAUGAAAUUCUACAAAAGCGGUAUCAAAGACUUUUAUGCUUUAUUGAAAAAUACUUUAUUUGGUAUAUUGGGCCAAGAUAUUCAAGAAUUUAUCCCAUACUCUUUCCAAAUUUUAGCCUUUGUCCUAGAAAAUUAUCCGACUAACGAAGAGCUACCUGCAGAAUACCAACAAUUGAUCAAGCCACUAUGCUCCCCUCAAGUCUGGGAGUUUAAGGGAAACAUUCCUGCUGUGAAGAGAUUGUUGAGCGCUAUCAUCACAUUCACACCAUCCAUGUUUAACAAUGCCGAGAAUAUAACGCCGAUUUUAGGUAUCUAUCAAAAACUCAUUUCAUCCAAAAGUAAUGAUAUACUAGGAUUUGAGUUUUUGGAAAGUAUAAUGAUCAACAUUGACAUUACCAACUUACAACCUUUCUUAAGCGAGAUAUUUAUCAUCCUUUUGACGAGGUUAAAAAACUUCAAGACUGAGAAAUUUGUCAAGAGAUUCAUUAUAUUUCUAAGUAAAUUAUCAAGUUUGGAGUUGAAUGUGGAGGUGAACAAGAACAAGUGGACUUCAACCGUUGUUGUAAAAAUAUUUGAGAGUAUUCAACCUGGCUUGUUUGAACAAAUUUUGAACAGUUUCAUUUUACCACAUAUCACUAAAUUCAGUAACCUGACGGAUAAGAAGAUUCUAGUGGUUGGGUUAAUCAACCUAAUUGCUGAAAACUACAAAGUGAUUAGUGAAGUGGAAAUUUUGAAACUUUUGAGCGAACUCUUAAAGCUGCUGAACAGCGAAUCCAUCAAGAAUUACAAGACGGUUGACGAAAAUGUCGAGCUAAUGACGGAGUUGGAUAAUGAAGAGUACACUUUUGGUUCUAGUUUCAACCGAUUGAACAUCAUUCAGCUCAAACCUUUUGAUCCUGUCAGCAACAGUAUUAAAGAUAAGGCUAUGUUAAUUGAAUUUUUCAAAUUGAAACUUCAGUCUAUUGAUAGCCAAUAUCUAUAUGCGAUUAUGCAGCAACUCGACGCAGAAUCCAAGGUCAUUGUUUCUUCUUUGGGUAUGUAGUAUUGGUUAAUUUGACAGAUGUGUAAUAUUUUAGUGUAGAGCAAAUCUCUUAAGUAUAUAAUGAAGUAGAUUUAUCCCUAUUAAUAUCACAACCUUUGAAGUGUCUUGUGAGCUCAUGGUG